AUGGAUUUGUAUCUGAUUGGAUAUUUGAUGUGUGUGUGGUUGUCCAGCUCACGGGUGCUUGGAGGCUAUCCCAUCUGGUGGUCCCUGGCACUGGGGCAGCAGUACUCAUCUUUGGGCUCCCAACCAAUCCUGUGUGGCUCUAUCCCCGGCCUCGUACCGAAACAGCUGCGUUUCUGUCGCAACUACAUUGAGAUUAUGCCCAGUGUCGCUGAAGGUGUCAAGCUGGGGAUCCAAGAGUGCCAGCACCAGUUUAGGGGUCGCCGAUGGAACUGCACCACCAUCAAGGACAACCUGGCCAUUUUCGGCCCUGUUCUAGAUAAAGCAACCAGAGAGUCAGCAUUCGUCCAUGCUAUAGCUUCAGCGGGCGUUGCAUUUGCAGUGACACGCUCAUGUGCCGAGGGCACGUCGACCAUGUGUGGGUGCGACUCCCACCACAAGGGCCCUCCAGGGGAGGGCUGGAAGUGGGGUGGCUGCAGCGAGGAUGCAGAGUUUGGGGUGCUGGUGUCCAGGGAGUUUGCGGACGCCAGAGAAAACCGUCCAGACGCUCGCUCAGCAAUGAAUCGGCACAACAACGAGGCGGGACGCACGACUAUCCUGGAUCACAUGCACCUGCGCUGCAAAUGUCACGGCCUUUCUGGAAGCUGCGAGGUGAAGACGUGCUGGUGGGCGCAGCCGGACUUCCGCAUGCUGGGCGACUACCUGAAGGACAAGUACGACAGCGCCUCAGAGAUGGUGGUGGAGAAGCACCGCGAGUCUCGUGGCUGGGUGGAGACCCUGCGAGUCAAGUACGCCUUCUUCAAGCACCCCACUGAGCGCGACCUGGUGUACUACGAGGGCUCGCCCAAUUUCUGCGAGCCCAACCCAGAGACGGGCUCCUUUGGGACGCGCGAUCGUGUCUGCAACGUGUCGUCGCACGGCAUUGAGGGCUGCGACCUGCUGUGCUGCGGACGCGGCCACAACACCCGGACUGAAAAACGCAAAGAGAAGUGUCACUGCAUCUUCCACUGGUGCUGCUACGUCAGCUGUCAGGAGUGUGUGCGCGUCUACGACGUACACACGUGUAAGUGAGACAGACAAGCUGACUGCUGGACCUUCAACUCCCCACCUCCUGCAUGACUUCCUUGAUUCCCCCACCACACACACACACACACACACAAGCGCAGUCAAAAACAUAUUCAUCCACACACAUUCAAGCCCUAAUGGGUAAUGGCACAUCAGUAAUGGAUACUUCUGUACCAUUUUUUGUACAAAC
This is a messenger RNA of Pundamilia nyererei, 1252 nucleotides long. It is a transcript of the gene wnt3, whose product is annotated as wingless-type MMTV integration site family, member 3. Gene Ontology annotation, biological process: multicellular organism development; cell fate commitment; canonical Wnt signaling pathway. Lineage: Eukaryota; Metazoa; Chordata; Actinopteri; Cichliformes; Cichlidae. The transcript is spliced from 4 exons. Gene Ontology annotation, molecular function: frizzled binding; cytokine activity. Gene Ontology annotation, cellular component: extracellular region. Bases 1 to 1068 code for a protein of 355 amino acids. The record is from RefSeq and is a predicted model, not a curated record.